UUGGAGUUGACAGAUGACGGAUUCAUUGUCUGUUGGAAGUGUACUGCGAUCUUACUGUCUUGAGAAAAAGGAGGCAAUGAGCUCAAGCGGUCCGAGGGCAGUCUUUCAAAGACUUGGACGUUAGAGAUGAGUGGAAUUAAUCGCUACAAGUAUCAUCCAGUACAGGUCAGGACUAAAGCGUUCUUUUCGGGGGCUCUUUCGCAUCAACUAAUAUUCGGAGUUCUGCUUCUCAAUGAAAUCUCUCUUAUGGCUUCUUCUAGUCACAUGCACGCGCUGAGGUCAAACCAUGUAAUACCAGUAGAUUCGAUCUCUAUUAUACCAGUCUGCACUUUGACUAGACAGCUGAAUUUCUACUCAAAACAUCCGAUGUGGCUGAUGUGGCUGUAUGGAUAUCAUAUGGAUAUGGUAGCUGCUUUCACCUCACCUUUUCCUUUCAUCAUCACUUUUUACUCUCACUUCCCACCUCUCUUUCCCUCUCAUAUCUGAUUAAUUAUCAAGUCAAAGAGCGAGCCACUUGAUCAGCACCCUUAGCCUCGAAUCAAUCAUUCCAACCGCGGACCGAACCUAGUUACAAUGCUUUAAGUUUUCCCGGUGAAUAUCACAAGUCUAUAAAGAAAUGGAAUUCGGUUCAGUUUUUUACACCUCACUCAAGCUUACAACCA
Messenger RNA from Eremomyces bilateralis CBS 781.70, 662 nucleotides. RefSeq lists its product as uncharacterized. The coding region runs from base 127 to 486 and encodes 119 amino acids. The record is from RefSeq and is a predicted model, not a curated record. The transcript has a single exon. NCBI's taxonomy places the organism in Eukaryota, Fungi, Ascomycota, Dothideomycetes, Eremomycetales, Eremomycetaceae.